Messenger RNA from Talaromyces atroroseus, 906 nucleotides. RefSeq lists its product as hypothetical. The transcript has 8 exons. Lineage: Eukaryota; Fungi; Ascomycota; Eurotiomycetes; Eurotiales; Trichocomaceae. The coding region runs from base 1 to 906 and encodes 301 amino acids. The record is from RefSeq and is a predicted model, not a curated record. Gene Ontology annotation, molecular function: hydrolase activity.
AUGGAAGGCGUCUUUGAAAAAAUUGCUCAGGAAACCACCUCAUUUAACCUGGGCGACGAGGACAUAUGGCGUUGUCUUUACGAAGGACACUAUGCAGAGCCACCGGAGACUGUCUCAGUGGUGAAGGAUGUUCGCUACGGCCCUGCAGAGCGGAACCGUCUCGAUGUGUUUUUCCCUACGAACGACAACACUAAAUGGACGAAAAAAUCCAAGCCAGUCUUGAUCUUUGUGCACGGUGGAGGAUUCUUCUCCGGUGAUAAGGGGUGGAGUGAAAAGUGCUGGGCGAAUGUCGGGUAUUUCUUCGCACAACACGGAAUCGUAGUAGUCACUGCAAACCACCAACUCGUGCCUCACGUUCAAUAUCCCGGCGGAGCAGAUGAUAUGCAAAAGGUCCGAGAAUGGAUAUAUCAUAACAUUGCCUCUGAAAAGUACGGAGCAGGGUCUGUUGAUAAGGUUGUUUUGCUGGGCCAUUCUUCGGGGGGAGCACAUAUCGCCAUGAAUCUAUAUGCUGCUGGAGAUCCGAGCCGAGUGCCAAAGCAAGAACUCUUUCCACCGGUUGCUGGUGUAAUCUAUCUCAGUGUGCCUUUUUGGUAUGAUCGCAGAAAGCCAAUCCGACAGAGAGUUAUUCGCCAGUAUUAUGGCUCGGACGCUGAGGACGUUUGGGGCCCCAUAUCAGCACUGGGUUUAUUUGAAAAUCUACCUGAUGAUUCCAUUUUGUUCUUUCACAGGGACUCGGACAAAGUACCGGUUUACCUUGGCUCCGUCAAAUGGGAGGUACAGGAAACCGCAGAUGCAACGACAGCUUUUUUCAACGCAUACCGCAAGCGAAGUAAGCCCGCCGGCACGUUGCCUCUGUUAGACAUCCUGGAUAAGCACAAUCAUCUAAGAAGAUACAGCUCAGGCUAA